GCGCGGCAGCGGCCUGACCCAGCGACGGAGCCUGCCCGACGCCCGCCUCGGUAACCCCCCGGAUCCUUCGCCGCGAUGGGCUCCCUGCUCAGCCGCCGCAUCGCCGGCGUGGAGGACAUCGACAUCCAGGCCAACUCGGCCUACCGCUACCCGCCCAAGUCCGGGAACUAUUUUGCCAGCCAUUUCUUCAUGGGAGGAGAGAAGUUUGACACGCCACAUCCGGAGGGGUACCUCUUUGGGGAGAACAUGGACCUGAACUUCUUGGGCAACCGACCAGUCCAAUUUCCCUAUGUGACCCCUGCGCCUCACGAACCAGUGAAGACGCUGCGGAGCUUGGUGAAUAUCCGCAAAGACUCCGUUCGCCUGGUCAGGUACAAGGAGGAUGCGGACAGCCCCACGGAGGAGAGCGGGAAGCAGAGGGCCUCCUACAGCCUGGAGUUCACCUUCGACGCUGAUGCCCGGGUGGCCAUCACCAUCUACUGCCAAGCAACGGAGGAGUUUGUGAGCGGCAUGGCCGUCUACAGCACCAAGAACCCCUCCCUGCAGUCGGAGACGGUUCACUACAAGCGUGGGGUCAGCCAGCAGUUCUCCCUGCCGUCCUUCAAGAUCGACUUCUCCGACUGGAAGGAGGACGAGCUGAACUUCGACCUGGACCGGGGCAUCUUCCCUGUGGUCAUCCAGGCCGUGGUGGAUGAAGGUGAUGUGGUGGUGGAAGUGACUGGCCACGCCCACAUCCUCCUGGCUGCCUUUGAGAAGCACGUCGAUGGCAGUUUCUCUGUGAAGCCCUUGAAGCAGAAGCAGAUUGUGGACCGGGUCAGCUACCUGCUCCAGGAGAUCUACGGCAUCGAGAACAAGAAUAACCAGGAAACGAAGCCCUGCGACGACGAGAACAGCGACAACAGCAACGAGUGCGUGGUGUGCCUCUCCGACCUGCGGGACACCCUCAUCUUGCCUUGCAGGCACCUCUGCCUCUGCAACUCCUGCGCCGACACCCUGCGCUACCAGGCCAACAACUGCCCCAUCUGCCGCCUUCCCUUCCGAGCCCUGCUGCAGAUCCGGGCGGUGAGGAAGAAGCCGGGGGCCCUCUCCCCCAUCUCCUUCAGCCCCGUCUUGGCACAGACCCUGGACCACGACGAGCACUCGUGUUCGGACAACAUCCCUCGCUACGAGCCCAUCUCCCUGCUGGAAGCCCUGAACGGCCUGCGCUCCGUCUCCCCCUCCCUCCCGUCGGCUCCCCUCUACGACGAGAUCACCUACACGGGGGUCCUGGACGGGCUUCCCCCACCUGGGAGGCCCCUCGUGGGGCUUGACCGGGCCCUGGAGAGCAGCCAUCAGAAGAGCAAGCGCAGCAAGUCGCCCGACAGCACUCUCCGGUCGCCGUCUUCCCCGAUCCACGAAGAAGAUGAGGAGAAGCUCUCGGAGGAUUCAGAGCUGCAGCCACUGCCCCCCGGGGGGACAGAACUCGUCCUGCAGGAGAGCCGCCUGCCAGAGAGCCUGGCAGCGGAAGCGGCAGAGGAGGCGGCCUCGCCCCAGCAAGGUGGUGCGCUUCCCUCGGGCGAGGACAUCCUGCAGGAGAGCCCCAGGGCCUGCGAGGCCAGUGCCCUUCCCAAGCUGCUGGAGACGGAGUUGCCGGCUGACGGCUUCCUGCCAGUAGCUACCGAUCACAACGAUGGCUCGUGA
Heteronotia binoei (common prickly gecko) is the source of this 1680-nucleotide messenger RNA. RefSeq names its product mahogunin ring finger 1 (gene MGRN1). The record is from RefSeq and is a predicted model, not a curated record. NCBI's taxonomy places the organism in Eukaryota, Metazoa, Chordata, Lepidosauria, Squamata, Gekkonidae. Gene Ontology annotation, cellular component: early endosome; nucleus; plasma membrane. Gene Ontology annotation, molecular function: ubiquitin protein ligase activity. Gene Ontology annotation, biological process: negative regulation of G protein-coupled receptor signaling pathway; endosome to lysosome transport; protein ubiquitination.